Arvicanthis niloticus (Nile rat) is the source of this 2883-nucleotide messenger RNA. RefSeq names its product fibronectin leucine rich transmembrane protein 3 (gene Flrt3). NCBI's taxonomy places the organism in Eukaryota, Metazoa, Chordata, Mammalia, Rodentia, Muridae. Gene Ontology annotation, molecular function: protein binding. The record is from RefSeq and is a predicted model, not a curated record.
ACUGCGAGGUGAAGCUUUAAACUUCAGACUUGGAGGUGGGCUGCGCGCAGUCAACUGGAUGCUCUCGCGCGCAGUCUUCAGCGCAGGAGUGAUCUGAAGCAGGACGGCUCAGGCUGCAGCUGCUGUGGCUUUGUGUGCACUGGAUGCCGCGCUCCGGAGACGGGGGAGGGUUUUUACUUCAACUCACAGGCAAUGGAAUUACAGCUGUAGCAGCAGGGUAUAAAGGAUUGCUUUUUUUCCUCGUCUUCCUGGAGGUGCUCAGUCCUGGCCCAUUUUAAGGAAGAGAAAUAUAAAGGGAAUUUGGUGUGCUUCCCUCUCCUUCCAUGAAGACUGCUUGCACUGUGUCCUUUGCUUGUUCAAAGAGACUCCGCCCAUUCUAGUAGAACGGGACUGAAACAGAAAUUCUGAGAAAGCAGCAAGAAGCAGAAGAAAUAGCUAUUUCACAGCAGUAACAGAAGCUGUGUGCUAUAAUAAAGACCUCAACACUGCUGACCAUGAUCAGCCCAGCCUGGAGCCUCUUCCUCAUCGGGACUAGAAUUGGGCUAUUCUUCCAAGUGGCACCUCUGUCAGCUAUGGCUAAAUCCUGUCCAUCUGUGUGUCGUUGUGACGCGGGUUUCAUUUACUGUAACGAUCGCUCUCUGACAUCCAUUCCAGUGGGAAUUCCAGAGGAUGCUACAACACUCUACCUUCAGAACAACCAAAUAAACAAUGUUGGGAUUCCUUCAGAUUUGAAGAACUUGCUGAAAGUACAAAGAAUAUACCUAUACCACAACAGUUUAGAUGAAUUUCCUACCAACCUUCCAAAGUAUGUAAAAGAAUUACAUUUACAGGAGAAUAACAUAAGAACUAUCACGUAUGACUCACUUUCGAAAAUUCCGUAUCUGGAAGAGUUACACUUGGAUGAUAACUCAGUCUCAGCUGUUAGCAUCGAAGAGGGAGCAUUUCGAGACAGCAACUAUCUGCGGCUGCUUUUUCUGUCCCGUAACCAUCUUAGCACAAUCCCGGGGGGGUUGCCCAGGACUAUUGAGGAAUUACGCCUGGAUGACAAUCGCAUAUCAACUAUCUCUUCCCCGUCACUUCACGGUCUCACAAGCCUGAAACGCUUGGUUUUAGAUGGAAACUUGUUGAACAACCACGGCUUGGGUGACAAAGUUUUCUUCAACUUAGUAAACUUAACAGAACUGUCCUUGGUGAGGAAUUCUUUGACAGCAGCACCGGUGAACCUUCCUGGUACAAGCCUGAGGAAGCUUUACCUUCAAGACAACCAUAUCAACCGGGUACCCCCAAAUGCUUUUUCUUAUUUAAGGCAGCUGUAUCGACUCGAUAUGUCCAAUAAUAACCUAAGCAAUUUACCUCAGGGUAUCUUUGAUGAUUUGGACAAUAUAACCCAACUGAUUCUUCGCAACAAUCCUUGGUAUUGUGGGUGCAAGAUGAAAUGGGUAAGAGACUGGUUGCAGUCGCUACCUGUGAAGGUCAACGUGCGUGGGCUCAUGUGCCAAGCCCCGGAAAAGGUCCGUGGAAUGGCUAUCAAGGACCUCAGUGCAGAACUGUUUGAUUGUAAAGACAGUGGGAGUGUGAGCACCAUUCAGAUAACCACUGCAAUACCUAACACAGCAUAUCCUGCUCAAGGACAGUGGCCAGCUCCUGUGACCAAACAACCAGAUAUUAAAAACCCCAAGCUCAAUAAGGAUCAGCGAACUACAAGCAGCCCCUCACGGAAAACAAUUUUAAUUACUGUGAAGUCGGUCACCCCUGACACAAUCCACAUAUCCUGGAGACUUGCUCUGCCUAUGACUGCUCUGCGACUCAGCUGGCUUAAACUGGGCCAUAGCCCAGCCUUUGGAUCUAUAACAGAAACGAUCGUAACAGGAGAACGCAGUGAAUACUUGGUCACAGCCCUAGAGCCUGAGUCACCAUAUAGAGUAUGCAUGGUUCCCAUGGAAACCAGUAACCUUUACCUGUUUGAUGAAACGCCUGUUUGUAUUGAGACCCAAACUGCCCCUCUUCGAAUGUACAACCCCACAACCACCCUCAAUCGAGAGCAAGAGAAAGAACCUUACAAAAAUCCAAAUUUACCUUUGGCCGCCAUCAUUGGUGGGGCUGUGGCCCUGGUAAGCAUCGCCCUCCUUGCUUUGGUGUGUUGGUAUGUGCAUAGGAACGGGUCACUGUUCUCACGGAACUGUGCGUACAGCAAAGGGAGGAGGAGAAAGGAUGACUAUGCAGAAGCCGGUACUAAGAAAGACAACUCCAUCCUGGAAAUCAGGGAAACUUCUUUCCAGAUGCUACCGAUAAGCAAUGAACCCAUCUCCAAGGAGGAGUUUGUAAUACACACCAUAUUUCCUCCAAAUGGGAUGAAUCUGUACAAAAACAACCUCAGUGAGAGCAGUAGUAACCGGAGCUACAGAGACAGUGGGAUUCCAGACUCAGACCACUCACACUCAUGAUGCAAGGAGGUCCCACGCCAGACUGUUCUCGGGUUUUUAAAAAAAAAACCUAAAAAAGGUGAUGGUAGCAACUCUGUUCUACUGCAAAACACUGGAAAAGAGACUGAGAAAAGCAAUGUACUGUACAUUUGCCAUAUAAUUUAUAUUUAAGAACUUUUUAUUAAAAGUUUCAGAUUUCAGGUUGCUGCUGCGGUUGAUGUAGUGGGAAUGCCUGAACACAAUUCUCUAUUUUAGUAUUUUUUAGUAAUUUGUACUGUAUUUUCCUUGCAGAUAUUGAAGUUAUAAACCAUUUACUUUGUGUUCUACUGAGUAAGAUGACUUGUUGACUGUGAAAGUGAAUUUUCCCGCUGUGUUGAACAAUCAGGACUGCGUUCACAUGAAACCCUUGUAGUAUAAGCACAGGCCGUUUUUCACUUUGGUAUUAAUACGAUGUAAAAAA